This is a messenger RNA of Durusdinium trenchii, 2934 nucleotides long. The record is from the annotation of a GenBank genome assembly. Lineage: Eukaryota; Dinophyceae; Suessiales; Symbiodiniaceae.
AUGCUGCGCUUCCUUCCAUUUGGCAUUUUACUCCUUGCGUUCCCAUGCCUCGCGCAAGGAAACGAAGGAGAUUGCAGUGACCAGGCCUGCUCCAAGACGGGAGGCAGCCUGUUCAUACAGCGCCGCCUCGCGCCGAGCAAAGUCUCAGCGGACCCGGUGGCGGCCGCGCUGGCGCUGGAGCGGCGGAGCUCCGCGGCCUGGGUGGCCGCGCCCUUCGGCGACUGCCGGCGAGCGUGUCCCUCAGGGCAACGCAGCGAUCCAAAGCUUGCCUUUCAGGAGCGCCCUGUACAGUGUUUUUCAACGAGUGGCGAGCUGCUGGAAGACUCCAGCUGCCAUCAUCUCAUGAAGCCGGAGGUAUACAGGCAAUGUCAUUGCGGCGUCAUCUGGUGUGCGAAGGAGUGCCAAGACUUCGAUCUCGAAGCUGUUCUCGAGAGCGAACACACGGACAUCGGAGACGAACGCGAUUCAGAGUUUGAAUGCUUGGGCUGCUUCCCACUAGGAGAAGAUGAUGGCGUUGCCGAUCUCACAGCUGAUGCCCGGGAUGUGACCUGCAUGGAUUGGCAACAUGACACUCCUUGCCGCGGCGGACUGCCGUUCUAUCGCCUUCGGAUGAACAAGCCCAUGUCGGCGGAAUCCUGCUUUGAGUUCUGCAUUGGUGCCGGGAUGGAUUUGUUCGGCUUGGUCGAAGGCGUCGAGUGCCGUUGCGGUGCCUCGCGGCUCAACAAGGGCAUUUGGCGCGAUGAGAAACCCAGACCAGGGCUGGAAUUGCCAGCGCCCUUGAGCGGUUGCAUGACCGAGCAAAAAUGCCCUUUGCGCGUCUACCGAUGGCUGGGCCCUUUCGUGGGAGGUGGUACUGUGCCGGAGCACCUGAUGAUGUCGCAUAUCGAUGACCAGACCAUGGUGGACUCCAUCGUGACAGGGCGCCCCAUCACCGAAGAAGACGAGGAAGAUGGCGAGGAGUUGAGCGAAGAUCCUGCGCCCAUGGCACAGGCCCAGACGGAGAAUGGCCAGUUGGAGGAGGACGUUCAGCUGAGCACCGUUACGGAGGGCCCGGGCUGGGGGCGCCUCUGCGACGACAACGACGGCUGCCUCGGAGCCCGACCGUGGAUCGAGCGGACGGCGGUACCACCGGAGGGGAUGAGCGACCAGUGGCAGGAGUAUGUCAUCUUUCGCUACAAGUUCAAAGACGGCACGGAUGCCGCGCGCAAGGAGGGCUUGCGUGCUGCAGCGGCCGAGUGGCGUUUACAUACCUGCGUGGCCGUCAUCGAAGAUCAGGAUAUCAUUCAAUCUCCCUUCAUCGUGGCCGGCCUCCACACGGCUGGCUCCUGCUCCGCCACCCUGGGUCGACCGCUGAACUCUGGAAAACUCAACAUGGGCUGGUGCAAUAGUUUGAAAUCCAAGGGCAGCUUGGUUCACGAGAUCGGCCAUAACCUGGGAAUGUAUCAUCACCAGAACCGUCCUGAUGGCUCAGCGAGAUUCAAUGGAAAGGGGCCGCAUUUAGAAGUCUAUUGGCAGAACCUCAUUGACAGCUAUAAGAGUUUCCUGGCGCCAAAGCAGCAAGCUUACACGGGCUCUCAAAAAGAUGGUGAGAAUGAUCCUCAAGUUGGAUAUGCUGCCUACAACUUCGAGAGCAUCAUGCACUAUGGCCGUGGGGUGUUGAGAAUCAAGGACCAUAGCGUGAAUGAUGGUUAUGCUUUCAACACCAUCCCUAAGUCGUACAAUAGCGUGGUCGGGCAACGGCAUGGCUUGUCUGACGGUGACAAGAAGGCGAUCUUCGAUGCUUACAGAUGCAGGCCGAUGAAGGACUUCCAAGGAACCUGGGACGCCUUUGAGGUCAAUCAGAUUCAAGUCCCAGGAACGGCCUGGACGACUUUCCACUUCACGGUGACCUUUGAUGCAGUGCCUGUGGUGGUGGUCCUACCCACUCAUUCAGGCAGGCCAGCCACAGUGCGACUUCGGCAGAUUACAACAAGUAGUUUCCAGGCACUUGUGGUAGUUCCACCGGGAACUGCUGGCAACCAUGGAGCCUUGGAUGUGACCUUUAUGGCAGCAGUUGCUGGGCGGCAUCGUUUGAAGGAUGGUCGCACCUUUGAAGCCCGGCGGGUCACGCUCAAGAACAUCCAGCGUGGAAACUCCUGCACCGGGCAGAAUCCGGAAGCAUCUUGGACUUCGGUGAGUCUCCUUAGAACGUAUGAACAGGAGCCCGCCUUCGCGGCUAGUGUGCAAAGCUGUAACAAUGAGCUGGGAGACUUGCCUAGCUCCUUCUCCAAGCCCUUCAUGUCGGUGGCCGUCAGCAACCUAACGGCCUCCUCUGUCCAGCUUGCCCUGGAGCUGGCGCAAACCGCCGGUGAAGGAGAGGUGCUGCAGGAAGAGACCAUCGGCUUUAUCGCCAUGGAGCAAGGAAGCGGAAACUUUCGAAACCUGGGACGUCGACUCUACUACACCGCCAAGGUCUCAGCCUUUUCGGUCAAGGGCCGCUCGGACGGAGACGGACGCUUUCCGGUGCCGUUCCCGCACGUGGGCACGGAGACGCCACUGGUGAUCGGAGGACAUGUCUCGCGCAUGGGCUCCGAUGGAGGUUGGCUUCGCUUGUUCAGUUGCAAGGGCAAUGUGGCGAACGUUUACAUGGAUGAAGAUCAGUUCUGUGACUCGGAGACCUGGCACUGGCCGGCUGAACAGGUGGGCUCCGCGAGGAUUCGAACCAAGAGCUGGACAUGGGUACCCUUCGAGGCCUUGUUUGACGUGGCACCCGUGGUGGUCACCGCGCCCAUCGGGGGGGAAUGCUCGGCCUGUGACGGUUUCCAUGCGGUGAUGGCCCGGCCGGCCAAGACGAAGGUUGGCACCGAUGCCAUGACCAUUUCCUUCCUGGCCGCUUGGUCCAUGAAGAUGGCGAAGAUGGGUUGGUUGAAAGGAAUGUCUUGCAGGUCCAUGUGA